This is a messenger RNA of Penicillium diatomitis, 747 nucleotides long. RefSeq names its product putative extracellular soluble lytic transglycosylase. Lineage: Eukaryota; Fungi; Ascomycota; Eurotiomycetes; Eurotiales; Aspergillaceae. The transcript has 2 exons. The record is from RefSeq and is a predicted model, not a curated record. Bases 1 to 747 code for a protein of 248 amino acids.
AUGGCCGUCAUCAAGUCUUCUCUUCUCGUGGCCUUGGCUGCUGCUGCCACUGCGUCUGCGCAGUCUGCCAACCCCGGCGUGGGUACCAAUUCCAAGGCCCAAGGUGCUACGGAGCAGGUCACCCCUAACAGUGGACCCAACGGCUCUGAAGAUUGGCUAAACACCGGCCUGACUGGCGACGGCUGGAACCCACCAUACCUCGACAUCUCCGAGGUUCUACACGUCUCCCUCGACCAGUUCUACGGCAGCAUUGGCUCCGCCUGUCGCCAAUACGAUCAGUACUUCCAGAGCGCCGGCUCCCAGUACGGAGUCGACCCCGUCAUCCUGGCCGCUAUCGCCAUGCAGGAAUCCUCCUGCAACGCCUACGCCGGUGGCCCCACCCCCGGCCUCAUGCAGGUCUCCUGCGACAAUUACCCCAACGGCCAAUGUACCGACUCCAUUCAGGACAACGUCAACGCGGGUACCAACUACCUGAAGUCCCAGCUGGAUGCCUCGGGUGGCAAUGCCAUUCAGGCGCUGGGUUCUUACAAUGGUUGGUUCACGGCUGGCAGUGGUCUGAAUGGUAACAGGGGCUUGACGGUGGAUUACCCUUGCUCUGCGGAGGGCAAGUCCAAUGGUUGGCCUCAGAACCUGGACUAUCUGCACCAGGUUCUGAAUGGUUGGUUCAUGGGUCUGGAUGUGUAUGGGAGUGACAACUGGAUUGGAACUUAUCACUGCAACCAGGACUGCAGCAGUGGCAAGUGCUAG